Molecule: messenger RNA, 897 nt
Organism: Phyllotreta striolata
Lineage: Eukaryota; Metazoa; Arthropoda; Insecta; Coleoptera; Chrysomelidae
Source: the annotation of a GenBank genome assembly
AUGAGGCUGAUUUUUGCAACCCUGCUAGUAGGAAUCUGCUCAGCAGCCAGACUAGAAAACACCUAUCUACCACCAGGUGCGACAGGGGCUGGGGGUGGACCAGGCCUUUCUCCUCCCAGAGGCGGUGGUGGAGGAGCAGGAGCUGGAGGAGGAGGUGGUGGUGGUUUUGGAGGAAAUGGGGCAAAGUUUGGUGGAGGAGGUGGUCGUCCAGGAGGAAACGGUGGAGCUGGAGGCGGCGGAGGCGGAGGAGGUGGUGGAGGCGGCGGCGGCGGCGGAGGUGGCGGUGAUGAAAUCCCCAUCAUUUCGUACGAAAACGUCAAUAACGGAGACGGAAGUUAUAAAUGGAGUUAUGAAACCGGCAAUGGAAUUAAAGCCCAAGAAGAAGGCGAACUGAAACCAGGAGGCGAUGAAGGCAUCCAAUCGGCGGUGGGCUCCUUCUCUUACACCGCUCCCGAUGGUACAGAAAUCAAGGUGGAGUACACGGCCGACGAGAACGGUUUCGUCCCCAAGGGCGAUCAUCUACCAACGCCGCCUCCAAUUCCGCCAGAAAUCCAGAAAGCUUUGGAUCAGAACGCUGCUGAAGAGGCGGCCGGAGGAGGCGGUGGUGGAAACGGUGGAUAUCCAAGUGGAGGCGGCGGCAACGGCGGCGGCAACGGCGGCGGCAACGGCGGCGGCGGAGGAGGUGGAAAUGGUGGUUACCCCAGUGGAAAUGGAGGCGGAGGCAACGGGAAUGGUUACCGAUAUUAAAUUUUCUAAGGUCACAUGGAAAUAAAACCAGCGAGCUACCACACUAUUGAAGAAUAUCUAUGUAUUAAGUUUAUUUAUUUAUUUAUUUAAAAGCGACAUAAAUGUAUAUACCGAGCAUUUUUAUCGCAUAUUAUACCAAACUAUAAAGGC